Molecule: messenger RNA, 2329 nt
Organism: Physella acuta
Lineage: Eukaryota; Metazoa; Mollusca; Gastropoda; Physidae
Source: RefSeq, a predicted model, not a curated record
UGAGUAUUAUAUUAUCGCUGAGCAACCAGACACCAUAAUCAAAAUCCAUACACUGGACGAGGUACAAAACGUCUCGUUGACCGAAACUAGCAUGGUGUUAAGGCUAACGGGGUCGGACCUUAGAAAAACCACCAUAAAAGUCCAAUCCGACACUCCAUUCAUGGCAUACUGUAUCAUCGGACCUACAGAAAGCUACACCAGAAUGGCACUGUAUAUUUACAACUUAUACAUUAUAUUAGUACCAAAAAACAGUGACGUCAGACAUUUCUUGCUUCUAACGUCAAAUAUGUUGGGUCAAAUCCAGAUCGAAGAUGAAAUCAUCCCAGAGAGCGAUUGGUUGGAAAGAAAUCCGCUCGGCCCACACCAUGAAACAGGAUUAGUAGACGUUUCGAACAUGUCUGAUACCAUGUAUGUUCGUGCUGGCGCUGACUCAAUGUUAUUCAUCUGCUUCGUCCUAGGCCUAGCCCACCCGCCUCAAGGGUUCUACAUUUUCCCAGCUGACACGACGAAAAUCAAACUAGAGAUGGAUCUAGAAGAAUUAUUGAAGACAAAACAAACGGCGGCCUCGGAAGUUUUAUUUGAAGCAUCCGAUUACCAGUUCGAAUGCCCGUCUGGCUUCUACGGCCCCGAAUGCAUGACAACAUGUAAUUGUGGCGAUGAGUUUUGCAACAGAGAUGGGUCCUGCUACUCUGCUAGCUGUAGACGGGGAAGCUUUGGCCCCCGAUGCCUGCUUGAAGACAUCUCAGUAUACGCGCUAAACUCUACACCCCAUGAAUUGUUUGAUGGGGAUCCUGCGACCUGCGUCACUCCGAGUGAUAAUCGGAUCGACGUGGAGUUGUUUGAUGUGUUCCACACGUCAUCGGUGACUGUGGUUCUUAAAACAUCAGAGUCCGUACCUGUAAGCUCAUUUGAGGUGCUACUGGAGAAUAAAACAGAUUCGUACCAAGCUAUUUUAAAAACAACCAUAGACACUGAUACUGCUGUGGACCUUGUUUUCGCGGAUUUAAAAGCAUUCAAGAAAAUGACUGUCUCGUUGAAACAGCAACUCCAAAUCUGUUCGUUUCACAUUUCUGGAGGUAUUAAUUUUCUGCGAAAAAUAGACCCCAAUUUUGCAGUUGUGUCUUUCCCUAUGGAAGAUAUAACAGUAAACGAGGAGUAUUUAAAGGCGGUGACUGACGGGGAUCGAUAUAAAACAUGCAUAGGUGCCACUGGCAGCACUAGGUUUGGAUUGCAAACAAAAGACAUGAUUCCAAAACUGUUCUACAAAGUUGCUAUCUAUACAGAUAACGAAACAGCAUUCGAACUGAUAUACAAAACAGAGACUAAUUUCGAUUACAAGGUUAAUCUGGUGGUAAAACCGAAACGAGCGGGCAUCAUUCAACUCAACCGACUUGUUAUAUUCCUAACCCUCCAAACAAAAUCCACUCAAUUUUCAAUUUGCGAAAUUGAGAUUUAUACAGAUAUCGCAGCAUUUGAUUCUGAACUCAGCAAAAGCGACACGUCUAAAGAUGAGAUAUCAGAUUCGCCGUUUCUGUACAUCGGGGUGGCAGUCUUCUUCGUUGUAUUGGUUGUCGCUUUCGUGUGUUACAGGAAGCGAUCGACUAGACGAGAUUAUGUCGACGAAUAAGAUCCUAACGUUCAUAUUGGGCUAGACACUUCAAGUUCACUUUUCAUUUCACCACCAACAUCCGCCAUACUCGUCUUCAUCCAAUAUUGAGUUUUGUUUUACUGCACCUAAAGUAGCAUUAAUUCUGUUCAUCAUGCUAUUAACGCGUUGUGCAAUAUGCGACCCUGUGUAUUCAAUGCUAACUUUAUGCAGCUUUAAAUUGGGUAGAAUAAUUUACUGAAUAAAAUGCCGUUACAUGUGUUAUUAUUAAAAAAAUGAUUUGUUUUUGCACUUGAAAUAAUUUUGAAGUCAGCGUCUUCUAUUUUAAUUUUGGUUUAUAGAGAGCUUAUUUCGCAUAAAAACAAUUUUGAAGCGUUAACAAUAUCUCGAUCAGCUUCUGCAGAAGGUAUUUGAUGUUACCAAAGUUAUAGACGCAAAAACUGAACAGAUGGUGAUAGAAUAUACGCUCUAUAGUCCCCCAUGUUAAUUUUUUAAAAUAAGCUGACUUAAUAAAAUAUAUUAACACGAAUUUUUGCACUAAAACUUUUCGUUGUUAAAGUAUGCCUAUAGAAGUAUUGCUUUUCAUCAUGAUAACAUUAUAGUAAUAAUAUAGCAGUUGAUGAUACACCAUUUGAAGCGCAUUUUGUAAAUUCAUUUGUCGUACCUUGUCUUUUCUAAGAUUUUCUAAUAAUUUGACAUAAAUAAAAGUACCUUUUAGAAAAA